Molecule: messenger RNA, 1858 nt
Organism: Physella acuta
Lineage: Eukaryota; Metazoa; Mollusca; Gastropoda; Physidae
Product: cytochrome P450 3A41
Molecular function (GO): iron ion binding; steroid hydroxylase activity; oxidoreductase activity, acting on paired donors, with incorporation or reduction of molecular oxygen
Source: RefSeq, a predicted model, not a curated record
AUUGCUGGGGUGACCGGUCGCUGGGACGGCUAGAGCUUUCAUUAAAUAAAGUAGCGGUUCCGACAAGUCUGUGAAUGUUUGAUCUCAGCCAGGUGCCAACAUGGCUCGCACUUGCUGCGACCUGCGUCCUACUCUACGUCUACCUCAUGUCCUCGACACACAACACCUUCAGGAAACUUGGCAUCCCCGGCCCCCGCCCCCUGCCGGUGCUGGGAAACACCUUGUACACCUUCAGGCACGGCUUGUUUGACACGGUCAUCAGAGGAUACAGGCACUUCAAGAAACAAAAGUGUUAUGGAGUUUUUGAAGGCCGGACGCCAAUCCUGACGGUCACCGACCUGGACAUGCUACAGGAAAUCAUGGUAAAAAAAUCUGGCCAUUUCAUCAACCGACGUCAGUAUGCCAGUUUGAACCAGCCCCGCGUUGACAGCAUCAUGUUCAACGCUACGGGCGAGCAGUGGAAGCAGUACCGCUCCCUACUGAAGCCGGCUCUCAACCCCGCCCGUCUGAAGGCCGUCUGCCCCAGCACGCUUCACCUGCUGGAGAACGUCUGCAGCGUCUUCAAGGAAAAAUCCUGUAACGGCGAGGACGUCGAGCUGUCGGAAGUUCUGGGCUGUUUUUGUAUGGAUCUCAUCGCUCAGCUGGGUUUCGAUCUCGAAUGCGACUCGCUGAGAAACCCAAACCACGAAUUUGUUCAAAAAGCUCGGCAUAUUCUCAACGAAUUCGGUCCGCGAACUUUUAUUUUUGAGUUUUUCGCGCCGUCAAUUUUAAAGCGUGUCUUAGAUUUUUUUGGAAUACUUAUCCUCCCCAAGAAAGAUAUCCUUUUUCUCCGAGAUUUUACUCGGCGUGUUUUGGAGCUCAGGAAAUCAAGAAAAAACAACCCCGCCGAUUUCUUACAGUACAUGAUUGACAACAGUGAACUCAGCGACACAGCAAAAAGCAGCCGAAAAUUUACUAUAGAAGAAAUGUAUGGCUCGUCCUUGACGUUGAUUUUGGCCGGGUACGACACGUCUGCGAAAGGUUUUUAUCAUGCUUUGUAUUUACUUGCGAUGAACCCGAAAUGCUUCGCGCAUGCGCAGAAGGAAGUGGAUGAAGUUCUUCAAGGCGAGGCUCCCAACACAUCCAACAUCCAAGGACUUCACUACCUGGAUAUGUGCAUCAAGGAAAGCAACCGGCUUUAUCCACUGGGAUAUUUUGUGGAGCGAAGAUGCAACAAGGAGACGACUAUCCACGGAUUACGGAUACCAGCCGGGAUGGUUAUCCGUAUCCCGACCGCCGGGAUCCACCGUGACCCGGAGAUUUACCCCGACCCAGAUACGUACGAGCCUGAGAGAUUUACUCCAGGUCAGACUGGGGCCAGACACCCCAUGGCGUACAUCCCGUUUGGUGCUGGACCGAGGUCAUGCUUUGGUGAGCCGCUGGCACUGAUGGUCAUCAGGAUGGGGAUGGCUAAAAUUCUACAAGAGUUCAACAUCCGGUCAUGUGAUAAAUCCGUGUAUCCAAUCAGAUUGAAGCCCAUGGAUGACAUCAUAGCAGACCACGGGUUUUGGGUGAAUGUCACACCCAGAAAGUUGGACAACCACAAAAGUUGUAAUUGAUAUCAAUCGGCGGGUUGCUGGGGUUGCUCAAGCAAAGCGUCACGCAUGGCAGCUGACGUGGACACGUUCGAUUGGUCACGUCCGUCAUGAAGCAUGAUAGACGAGAAUUUAAAGUUGUUUUAAGUUUUCAUUACAUGACGUCUCCAUCAGCUUAAUCCAAAUCUGUUUCCCCAACACCAGCCGUUAUUUUAUUUGUUGCACGAUCAAGUUGUCAAAAUUCUGCUUGAAGUCAAGACCUCGUUCUAAAUUAUGAAAUCUGG